Messenger RNA from Egretta garzetta (little egret), 1803 nucleotides. RefSeq names its product REX4 homolog, 3'-5' exonuclease (gene REXO4). The transcript is spliced from 7 exons. The record is from RefSeq and is a predicted model, not a curated record. Gene Ontology annotation, biological process: DNA catabolic process; rRNA processing. Bases 79 to 1269 code for a protein of 396 amino acids. Gene Ontology annotation, cellular component: nucleus. Gene Ontology annotation, molecular function: 3'-5' exonuclease activity; nucleic acid binding. NCBI's taxonomy places the organism in Eukaryota, Metazoa, Chordata, Aves, Pelecaniformes, Ardeidae.
UGAGUGCAGCCCCCCGGGGCAGGUGGUAAUAAAGAAAUAACGAGCUUUGUGUCGAUAAAUAAAGUGCCGCAGGCAGGGAUGGGGAAUUACCCGCAGCGCGACAUCCCCUUAGAGCUGGAGAGUGCGGGGCCGCUUGGCACUGAGGCAGAGCAGUGGUGGGGGCAGAAAUGGAAAGAUAAUUAUUUCCCCCCCCCCCCCCCCUUUUUUUUUUUGUCCUCAUUUCUGCUACUGAAACAAAAGGCAAAUGGCUCCAACGAGUCCCUCCCUACAUGUCAAACACACACCAAAAAGAAGCAUCCACUCAAAGUGGGAAAUAACCAAGAAGUUCCAGCGGUCAAUGGGAACGCGGUAAAGGCCAAACCCACAAAUAAAAAGGACGAUGGUUCCGCUAAAGAGAAUCCUCCUUUGGCUAAGCCAAAAUCCAAGAGGGUUGCAACAGAUAAGAAUUUAAAUAGCACCAAAAGCAAUGGAAAAGGUUGCCAAGAAAAAAAGAAAAAUGGCAUUAUUUUAAAGGAGAAAAGUGAUAUAAAACACAAGAGGAGGAAAGCUGAAGAACAUGUGGAGCAGCAACCCAAAGAGGCUGAAAUCUGGUUUGAUGACGUUGAUCCCAAAGAUAUUGAAGCAGCAAUAGGACCUGAAGCAGCAAAAAUUGCUAGAAGAAAUCUGGGACUCGAAACAGGUCCAUCCAAACAGUCUGUGGAGCAGGUGCUGGUUAAAGAAAAGGCUUCUGAAGGGCUGACACGAGCUGUAGCCAUGGACUGUGAGAUGGUGGGAGUGGGACCUAAGGGUGAAGAAAGUAUCGUGGCUCGUGUGUCCAUCGUGAACCAAUUUGGAAAGUGCGUUUAUGACAAGUAUGUCAAGCCUACAGAAAAGGUGACUGAUUACAGAACAGCUGUCAGCGGCAUACGGCCCGAGAAUAUAAAUACAGGUGAAGAUUUUAAAACGGUUCAGAAGGAGGUUGCUGACAUCUUGAAUGGAAGGAUUUUAGUUGGACAUGCUUUACGCAACGAUCUAAAGGUCCUAUUUCUUGAUCAUCCUAAGAAGAAAAUACGUGACACACAAAGAUACAAGCCUUUCAGACAGAGAGUCAAGAGUUCACGGCCGUCAUUGAAACUGCUCUGUGAGAGAGUGCUGAAUGUUCAAGUGCAGACAUCAGAGCACUGCUCGAUUCAGGAUGCACAAGCAGCUAUGAGACUGUACACCUUAGAGAAAAAGAAAUGGGAAGCUGCUGUUAAGAACAAAUCUAAUAACAAAAAUUGUAAAACUUGAAUGAUUCUACAUUGUGUUUUUAUCUGCAGCAUUUGCUGGUUUCAUGGCACAUUCCAGGGCAAACUUAGAACUGACAGCAGCUACUUCAUAAAAUCAAAAGACAAUAUUUCCUAACCUGGGGCCUGACUGCUGCCAUAAAAGAUACUACUGGUAUCCCUGUUCUGGAUGGUACCUAUGCCUAAUGCCUCCUACCAUGUUUAAGCAAUACUUGCAACAAAUGCCUGCAUUUGUGAAGUACUUGGUUCAAUUUCUGCAAAGGAAAUACACACUGAGUUUAAAAAGUGUUUUUAAAUUGAGUAGAUGAAGGAAGAAACUGUCAUUGCUUUGCUGAAACUCCCAAGACUAAAAUCUUUAUUUCAAAUAUUUUAAAGUCUACAAAGUACAGCAAGUUCUUAAUUAUUGCUGUUAGUCUCACAGUUGUGGUACCUAAAAAUCAACAGAAUAUAUAACUGUUUAUAUAUUACUAAUGGCCCAGUAUUAAUCUUUCUUGUGAGAAAAAUCUUUAAAGUAUUUAUGGAGGAUCCUGGCUUUUAU